Drosophila sechellia is the source of this 177-nucleotide messenger RNA. RefSeq lists its product as uncharacterized. Lineage: Eukaryota; Metazoa; Arthropoda; Insecta; Diptera; Drosophilidae. The transcript has a single exon. Bases 1 to 177 code for a protein of 58 amino acids. The record is from RefSeq and is a predicted model, not a curated record.
AUGCGCUCCUUCGUGGCUUAUCUUCGUCCUUUUGAGUCCUUGUCGCCGGCACAGGACAUCAAAGAACAUCUGCUGGCCGCCAGACAGGUGAGAAUCAAAAUGGAACUUGAUCAAAGGACAACACGCAGGCAGCUAACUUUUUCACCAAAAGGUGCGGAGCAUUCGAAGAAUUCGUAA